This is a messenger RNA of Microthlaspi erraticum, 429 nucleotides long. The record is from the annotation of a GenBank genome assembly. Lineage: Eukaryota; Viridiplantae; Streptophyta; Magnoliopsida; Brassicales; Brassicaceae.
AUGGUCCACUUUUGUCAAACCAAUUCCUCAGCCGGAGAACCGAAAGCAAAAUUAUUUUGUGCCCAUCAAUCGUUUGCCCGCAAAGAAGUUGAGCGCGCUUUUGGAGUCUUACAAGCUCGAUUUGCAAUUGUUAAAAACCCGUCUCUUACCAUGGAUAAGGAGAAGAUAGGGAAUAUAAUGAAGGCUUGUAUCAUAUUACACAAUAUGAUUGUGGAAGAUGAAAGAGACGCUGAAACUAUAGAUAACGUAACGGAAUUCCAACAAGGAGGAGCAGACGGGAGCGGGUCUUCACGAGUACGUCCCCCUGACCGCUUGCCGUCGAAUGUCCACAAUAUUAUGGCUAAUCGAGCUGAUAUUCGUGACCAACAAAAGCAUCACCAAUUGAAAGCUGAUUUGGUUGAGCAUAUUUGGAACAAAUUUGGUCAUUAA